AUGGAAGAGCACUACAACAAAAAUGACUUUCCUCAGCGCAUCAUCAAUGACACGCGAUUAAAGCACGCCGUUAAUAAUAGUUUUGACGGCGUGCCCAAUUAUGUGCAAUGCGGAUAUUCAGUCUGGUUUCAAGAAGAACAAGAAGUUGGUGAUGAGGACGAGGAGGUCAUAUUUAAGAUUGGCGUUGCCGCCAAUAGGGGAAUAGCCUUUGAUGAAGCAAGAUACAACAACUUCAUUGACCUGCAAGAUAAAUUGCACCAAAAUAUAUGUAGAACCUUAGUUGCUAUUGGGACACAUGAUUUGGAUACAAUACAGGGUCCUUUUUCCUAUGAGGCUUUACCACCUCAAGAGAUUAAUUUUGUGCCUUUAAAGCAGGAGAAAAUUUUCAGGGUUGAUGAGCUGUUGGAAUAUUACAAAUCAAAUAUGAAGCUUAAGAAGUUCUUGCACAUAAUUGAGAACUCUCCUGCGUACCCAGUGAUCUAUGACAGAAAUAGGUAAAAAUAAUCAUCUGGUACCCACAUUAUUUGGCUACAACC
Messenger RNA from Zingiber officinale, 536 nucleotides. RefSeq names its product phenylalanine--tRNA ligase beta subunit, cytoplasmic-like. Gene Ontology annotation, cellular component: phenylalanine-tRNA ligase complex. Gene Ontology annotation, biological process: phenylalanyl-tRNA aminoacylation. NCBI's taxonomy places the organism in Eukaryota, Viridiplantae, Streptophyta, Magnoliopsida, Zingiberales, Zingiberaceae. The record is from RefSeq and is a predicted model, not a curated record. The transcript is spliced from 7 exons. Gene Ontology annotation, molecular function: phenylalanine-tRNA ligase activity. Bases 1 to 498 code for a protein of 165 amino acids.